Mytilus californianus (California mussel) is the source of this 699-nucleotide messenger RNA. Its product is annotated as origin recognition complex subunit 1-like. The coding region runs from base 1 to 699 and encodes 232 amino acids. The record is from RefSeq and is a predicted model, not a curated record. The transcript has a single exon. NCBI's taxonomy places the organism in Eukaryota, Metazoa, Mollusca, Bivalvia, Mytilida, Mytilidae.
AUGUAUAUUUAUUGUGUUCAUGAGCCAAAGCAAACUAAGAAGACUAGCAAAGAUGAAGUGUUGGAUGAAAACUCUAGCGACCUAGGAUCAGCCGAUGAAGGGGAUGGAAAUGAUAAUGCGGAGGAAAGGUACGGGGAUAACACAUCUCUUUACGAAGAGAAAAGCAAAAUAGAUAGAACACCCUUCCAUGCAGAAAGGUAUGGGGAUAACACAUCUCUUUACGAAGAGGAAGGCAAAGUAGAUAGAACACCCUUCCACGCAGAAAGGUAUGGGGAUAACACAUCUCUUUACGAAGAGGAAGGCAAAGGAGAUAGAACACCCUUCCAUGAAGAAAUGUAUGGGGAUAACACAUCUCUUUACGAAGAGGAAGGUAAAGGAAUGAAUUUUGGUGAACAAGACUUUAUCAGUUAUUAUAGUGACGAAGAUUUUGGAGAUAGAACACCCUUCCAUGAAGAAAGGUAUGGGGAUAUCACACCUGUUUACGAAGAAGAAGACGGAGAGAGGAAUUUCGGUGAAUAUAACUUUAACAAUUUUUAUGAGGACGAAGAUUUUGGAGAUGAUACAUCGUUCCAUGAUGACAACAAUAACAUCCGCAUCGAAGAAAUGUGGAAAGAAGGAAAUAAAGAAGUAGAUUAUGUCGAAUCAGCAGACAUAUAUUCCAGUAACCGAACCGCCACCCCAAAAUGGAAAUUCUUUUAA